Molecule: messenger RNA, 2694 nt
Organism: Prorocentrum cordatum
Lineage: Eukaryota; Dinophyceae; Prorocentrales; Prorocentraceae
Source: the annotation of a GenBank genome assembly
AUGCGCAGGGCCAUUGGGACAGGCGGCCCCGAGGCCGUGCGCCAGGCUUUGAGCGAGCUGAAGCGCCUGCUGCAGGACAACGCAGAGGAGGUCCGCUGGUUAGCGGCCCAGGCCAUCGGCUAUGGCUUCCCCGAUGACGUGCGUAAGGCAGUACUGGAACUGAGGCACCUGAUGCAAGACAACACGGCAAAGGUACGCCGGCUUGCCACGAGGGCCAUCGGGGCAGCUGGCCGCGAGGCCGCGCGCCAGGCCUUGCCGGAGCUGAAGCAGUUGCUGCAAGACGGCGACACAGAAGUCAAGCAGUCUGCCGCCUGGGUCAUCGGGGUUGGCGGCCCCGAGGCCGUGCUCCAGGCCUUGCCGAAGCUGAAGCAUCUGCUGCAGGACGACGCACCACAGGUCCGUGCGCGUGCCGCCGCGGCCUUCGAUGCGGGUGGCCCCGAGGCCGUGCGCCAGGCUUUGAGCGAGCUUAUCGGCCUGCUGCAGGACAACGCAGAGGAGGUCCGCUGGUUAGCGGCCCGGGCCAUCGGCAAUGGCUUCCCCGAUGACGUGCGUAAGGCAGUACCGGAACUGAGGCACCUGAUGCAAGACAACACGCCAAAGGUACGCCGGCUUGCCACGAGGGCCAUCAGGGCAGCUGGCCGCGAGGCCGCGCGCCAGGCCUUGCCGGAGCUGAAGCAGUUGUUGCAUGACGAACGGUUGUGGAUCCGCUACGGCGCCGUCGAGGUCAUCGCGCGAGGCGGCGCCGAGGUUGUGCUCGAGGUUGUGCCGGAGAUGAAGCGCAUGUUGCUGGAUAACGACGAAGGCGUUCAAAUGAGGGCCGCGCAGGCCUGCACGGUUGGCGGCCCGAACGUUGUCAAAGAUGCAGCGGCUCACCUUAAUGACCUGCUGGACGGCGCCAGCAACGCAAGCACGCGCAAGAAAGCCGUUUUGGCUGUGGGGUUCCUUGGCCAGGCCGCCAUCGUGGCGACACUUACAUCCUUGCGCAAGAUUCUGAGCGAAAGCCUGAACUCAACAUCUCUCCUGACGCUUCCUGCAAAUGUUGCAUGGGCCUUGAGACAAGGCGACCCAAACAGCGUGCUGAUGGAGACCAUUCCGAUCUUGAACCAGACCCUAGUUGCGAUGAAGGGCCACCCCGACGACGUGAAGGAUCUUACCACCAUCGAUGAAGUCCAGAGCACACUGGUCAAGUUUCUCGAUCAGGCCCAGGCGAACUGCCAAGAUCAGUUUCGACUUCAAGUGGAACAGACUUUCAAUGUCAAUCGGUCGACUGUCACGGCCCCUGCAGGCUACGCGGUCACGACUGGUCAACCGGGCGCCGCCGCGCUGCAGGCGCACCGGUGCCCAAACCAGAACGCGUGCCCGGGCGAGGUCUUCAAUACGACCUACUACAGCAGCUGCGACGCCUUCCAGCCAGGCUCUUGCCCUCUCGGACGCCAGGACGAGGACGCCAGGACGACGGCGCCAGGACCACGCCGAGGUCCAUGCGAUGUCGGUUACGACGCCAGGGUCGCCGGCUGCGCAGGGUGCCUCGACACGUGGGGCCGGUCGGCAAAGGAUCCUUUCAAGUGCCAGCGGUGCGACAACGCGAAGCUGCCGCAGUGGGCCACCUGGCUGGCCCAUCCGGCGGCGCUGCUGGCGCUCUCAAUGCGGAGCGCGAACAGCGCUGCGACCCGGGGGGACGCCGCCGCCUUCGCUAACGACAUCCUGAAGAUCAGCCUCUCUUUCAGCUCCAGCUCGACAGUGGUUGUCUCCGCGCUGGCUUCCACGACCACUUUCCAAGACAUUGGACAGCAGGGGUGGAAUCUGCUGGGAUGGUCAGCCUCUUUCACCCAAGUCGGCGAGGUGGCCCACUCUUCGAGCCCCGACUGCCUGCUCGGUCUCGGGCGGGCGCUCUCGCCCGACGAGUUGUUGGCGCUGUCACUUGUAAACCCAGGCAUCGUCAUUGCGGCUGCCACCCCAGUCCUCGCAGCCAUCAGCCGUUGGCGAGGCGCGAGCUUCACGCAGAGCUUGCUGACACUCGCCGUUGUCGCAGGCAACCAGUACGUGCCGCGCAUCGCCGCCACGUGCGCGUACAUCUUACCCUGCUUCCACACGCAGGCGACGGCGGUCGAGGGCGGCUUGAUGGCCUACUCCACCCGGGAGCCCCGGGAGGAGUGCGCGAAAAGGUGGACGUACGCGCCCAUCCGGGCGCUUCUGUUCUUCUUGGCAUGCGCCGCUGGGCCAGGGCUGUGGAGGUGGCUUCUUCGCCACAGAGAGGGAGGUCACUUCGUUCGUUACCUCACCGCCUCCUACCGCUCAGAGCACCAGGCGUGGGAGUCCAACCGCCUAGUCAAGGAUAUUGCCAUGUCUUGCGUGAUCGCGGCGAAUCCAGUGACCUACAGACCAGGAACCAUGCUGUCCAUCGCUGUCUGCACCAUGCUGACCUACGUCUGCUGGCACGUGAAGUGCCAGCCGUACAAAUUCAGAGUGCUGAACUACGUCGAGGCCGGCACCCUCUUCAACCUGACCGUCUGCAUGGUGCUGACCAGCCUGAUCGCCAGCCCAGCAUGGGAUAUUACGGACGAUUUCGGGCGCGUGUUGUGGUACCUUGUGUUCGCCAUGUUGCUGGUAAACGGCCUCCUGCUGGCGGCAUUCUUGGUGUACUCAAAGACAUUUCUUACGGACGAGGAUGACAUUCUCGCGACGCCGCAGUGA